AUGCCCUCCACUUCGACCGAGUCCCCUCCCGACGCGUCUCCCGCACAGAAUGGCGUGAACGCCGUCCAGCAGCCCGACGUGCCGACUGCCGCCCAUGGUCCCGCGUCCGAUGAGAACGGUGCAAUUCGCGAAGGAAAAUUGAAGGCCAAAGCAGUCCUCGCAGCCUCGGGCGUGCAGAUGGACGCGACUACUACGGAGAAGCAAGAGGGGCGGACUGAGAUGGGCACACCGGCGCAGGGCGAACGGGUCAAUGGCGCGUCGCCGAGUCGCAAACGGUCGCGCUCCGGCUCGCGCAAACCAUCACAAACUCCCACGCGCGAGGCCCCCAUGAACGAGCAAAAGCAAAAGGCUCUGCUGGAUCAAAUGAUCCAGCGCGACCUGAGGGGCGCGUCAUACGUGUUGGAGAAACGGGCCCUCGGCAAGGUUGCUACCGACGAACUCAUGGACGAGAUCAAGUAUUACCAGGAAGUACGCGCGCACAAUCCGGCGCUUGUUUUCGGCCCUGGAUACAGAGGUUACGGCAAUGGCAUCACUGAACUCCCUCCAGUCCAAGGGUUCGCCCUCAAGUACCCCGCGCAUUGCAAACCACCGGCAAACCGUAGAGCAAGACGACUGCCGCUGAUGAAGGGGAAGGUCGAGCUCCAAUCAGAUGUCGUAGAAGAGCUAAUUCCUGUACGGUUGGACAUUGAGCUGGACAAGAUAAAGCUGCGAGAUACUUUCACAUGGAACUUGCAUGACCGGUACACUACUUCACAGCUAUUCGCUGAGCAUCUAGUCGAGGAUUUUCGAGUUCCUCUCGAGAUACGGGAGCCCGUGAAGCAGCAGGUCAACCGCGAGAUCCAAGAGCAGAUCCAGGACUUUUACCCGCAUGCCUUUUUCGACGAUGACGCGCUUGAUCUGACUCUACCGUACGCUGCGUACAAAAACGACGAAAUGCGGAUAUUGAUCAAGCUGAACAUCGCGAUUGGACAGCACACACUUGUGGAUCAAUUCGAAUGGGAGAUCAACAACCCGCACAAUUCACCAGAGGAAUUUGCGAGACAGACUGCGGCUGACCUUUCGUUGUCUGGAGAAUUCACAACAGCUAUCGCACAUUCGAUACGAGAGCAAUGUCAGAUGUUCACGAAGAGCCUGUACAUCACUGGCCAUCCAUUUGACGGGCGGCCCGUUGAAGAUACGGACAUCCGAGACAACUUCCUACCUUCCCCCAUCCCAUCCGUCUUCCGACCGAUGCAGUCCGCAAAGGACUUCUCCCCAUAUCUUUACGAAUUGAGCGAGGCUGAGCUGGAGAGGGCCGAACUUUCUAUCAUGCGCGAGCAGCGGCGGCAGAAACGUUCGGUGAACCGGCGCGGAGGACCAGCGUUGCCAGACCUCAAGGACAGGCAACGUACUGUCCGCACUCUAAUCGUCUCGUCUGUUCUGCCUGGUGCUGCCGAGACCAUCGAAGAGAGCCAACUCUUCAAGGCUGUGCGGAAGGCUAGGGAACGUCGCCGCGGCAUGGACGAUGAUUCGGACGAGUCAGAGAGCGACGACUCUGCCCCAGAAUCUCCUGCACCUUCCAUGUUGACUGGUGGGACGGCACGAACACGAGGCAUGCGCGGAGCGGCCACUGCAGCGCAAGCGGCGAUGCGCUCGGCCAUGGGACGGUCAAUGACGCCUGAGAUUUCUGCUCUACAACAAAGUCAGCAUGAGUCUAGAACAGCGAGACAACUACGAUACGAUGCGCGCGAUGAGAGUGUGGCAUCAGAACCUAACAGGCUGAUUGUCAAGCUCAAGAUAUCACCAGCCAAAUUCCGGGAAUAUCUGCGGAACCCGAAAGCUUACCUCCAGAAGCCUACGUCAACACCACUGAUGGCACAUACACCCACGCCUGCCCGUAGCACACCCGGUGCGAAUUCGAUGCCACCACCUCCUUCACCCGCUGCGCCACCCCGUACUACUCCUGCCCCUGCAGCUUCGUCGGUUGCGACUUCGCCUCAGCCGCCCUCUACCCCAACUCCGACCUCGCAAUCGAACCAAAAAUGGAAUUAUCAUCCUGAUGGUCGAGCGGACGCGCCGUGGCCGAUGCUACAAGGGGCGCAACCUGCUCCCCCACCUCCAUGGCUACAGGAAGCACUCAAGGAGCUGAAGCAAAAGAACCCUGGCGAUCGUUUCGAAGCGACCAUGCGAUAUAGUAUCAUUGACCAGAACACUCUGCAAAGUGUCAAGCCUGACUCAUUCGCGGCAUCAGGAUCGCUGCCUCCGGGCCAUAAAGCACAAUUCGUUCCUAAAAUCCGUUGCCUGGAUUGUCCCGGCAAAUUGUACAAUUCUGGUCCGGGGCAGACGGUCGGCAACUUUCAGACACAUUUUAACAACAAGCUGCACAAGCAGAACGUUGAGAAGCGCAAUGGACCAUGA
Messenger RNA from Didymosphaeria variabile, 2397 nucleotides. It is a transcript of the gene SNF5, whose product is annotated as SWI/SNF chromatin-remodeling complex subunit. Gene Ontology annotation, biological process: regulation of transcription by RNA polymerase II; chromatin remodeling. The transcript has 2 exons. Bases 1 to 2397 code for a protein of 798 amino acids. Gene Ontology annotation, molecular function: transcription coregulator activity. Gene Ontology annotation, cellular component: SWI/SNF complex; nuclear chromosome; nucleus. NCBI's taxonomy places the organism in Eukaryota, Fungi, Ascomycota, Dothideomycetes, Pleosporales, Didymosphaeriaceae. The record is from RefSeq and is a predicted model, not a curated record.